This is a messenger RNA of Passer domesticus (house sparrow), 4354 nucleotides long. RefSeq lists its product as uncharacterized. The transcript has 2 exons. Lineage: Eukaryota; Metazoa; Chordata; Aves; Passeriformes; Passeridae. The coding region runs from base 517 to 1776 and encodes 419 amino acids. The record is from RefSeq and is a predicted model, not a curated record.
GUGCUGAGGGGAGAAGAUGGAGAUGGGGCAAAGAGGGGACCAGAGAGACACGGUGGGGGGUGGGACAGGGAGGAGAUCGAGGUGACCAGGCCAUGGUGGAGGGGACUGCAGAGGGGACAUGGAGAUGUAGGGAGAGGGACAAGAUGGGACCCAGACAUGAAGUUGGGGACAUAGAGAGGCCAUGGACAUGGUGGCAGGGUCACAGGGAUGGGGAUGAUAGCCAGGAGGAGAUGGUCAAGGAGACAGCAGACUGUAGAAGUGACACAGAGAUGGUCAAUGUCACCUGGAGAUGAUGGUGGGGACAUGGGGACAGUGGUGGGAAGAGGGAUCAGAUGGUUGAGGUGACCAGGAGAUGGUGGGGGACAUAGGGAGGGAAGAGACAAGGUCAAGGACAUCUGGAGAUUGUGGAGGUGACCAGGACAUGGUGGUGGCACAUGUGGAGGAGACAGGGAGGAGGUGGAGGAGACAGGAAGAAGGAACUGGGGACACGGAGAUGAGCAGUAACAUUUGGAAGGGAUGGUUGGGACAUGGGGAGGACAUGAGGGGGGAUAUGGAGAUGUUCAAGGUGAACAGGACAUGGUGGUGGGACAUGAGGAGGGGACAGGGAGGUGGUGGUGGGGACGUGGAGAUGGUCAAGACCACCUGGAGAUGGUCAAAGGUGCACAGGAAGGGAGAGAAAGGGGACAGGGAGGAGCUGGACCAUGGACCAUGAAGAUGACCACAGAAGAGACCCAUGAGCAGAGGACAGGAUUCAGGUGGUUCCUGGCAAUGAACUUGGGGGUCUUUCCCAGGAGGACGAUGGGGACUGAGAUCUUGAGCACCAUCAGCCAAUGCGUCAGCGAGAGCGGCGUCAGCUUGAGCAUCAUCAGGGGGCACUGGGGCACAAAGGGUGGAACCCCUGGGGCCCAUCAACCCCCCCUCGCCACCAAACCAACUUCCAUGGCCACCAAAUCAAAUAGCCACCACCCCAAUGUCUAUGGCCACAGACUCCCCACUCAUGGCCACCAGACCCAUGUUCAGCAUUCUCAUGGCCACCAACUCCCCUCUCCCACAGGCCACCAGACCUCAUGGCCACCAGCCUUAUGGCCACCAACUCCACUGCUACCAACCAACCUCUCCAUGGCCACCACCCCAAUCCCUAUAGCCACCAAAUCCCCAUGGCCACAAGACUCAUAUCUUGACGCCCACCACACCCAUGAUGACCACCCUGAAGGCCAUCAGCCAUCUCUCCAUGGCCACCAUCUUGGUGGCCACCAACCCCAUGGCUGCCAGCCCCAUGGCCACCAUCCUGGUGGCCACCAUGCCCCAUGUCCCUCCUGUGUCCCCCUGCUGCCCUCCUACAGGCAGGGUGUCGAUGGGGAGGAUGACAAAGAGCAGAACAUGGAGAGGCAGAUGCAGCCCAUCAGCCAGAUGUUCAUCCAGGGUGGCAUCCAGGCCAGCGAUUGGUUCUCUGUCAGACUCUGGGGAACGUGGGGACAUUGGGGGAUCACCAUGAGGAAAGAUAUUGGGAGGUCAUCAUGGCGGGGGGACAUGGUGGGAACAGAGCAUGGAGGCCAUCAGCCAGAAGUUUACCCAGGGCAGCAACAGGUUGGGAGGAACAUUUGGGGCAUGAAGGGGUCACUCUGGCGGGGACAGGGGGAUGAGGGGCACCACGAGGACACAGGGAGACACAGGGUAUGGACACAGGGGACUUGGUGGCUAGAGACUGGGCCAGGAUUGGUUCUCCAAGAGGCUGAGGGGUACAUCAGGGACAUCUGGAGGUCACCAUGGGGGUAAGACACACAGCAGGACAUGGACAGGGGAUGGAGGAUGGGGGAGGGGGGUUGCAUCACCAUGGGGAAGGACAGAGGGUGACAUAUUUGAGGACACAUUGAGGGGGCAUGGCUGUAUCAUGAAAGGAAUGGUGAUGAUGGUGAUGAUGAUGAUGGAGUUGGGUGAUGAAGAUGGUGGUGGUGAUGAUGAAGACCAAGGUGUGGAUGGUAGUAAUGAUGAUGAUGGAGACAGUGCUGGUGAUGAUGAUAAUGAUGAUAAUGAUGAUGGUGUUGUCAGUGUCAUGGUGAUGGUGUUGAUUGCUGACUGGUGAUGAUGGUGUUAGUGAUGAAGAUGAUGAUAUGUGUGAUGGGGUGGUAACAGUGCUGAUGGUGGUGGGUAGUGAUGAUGGUGUUUGUUGGUGUUGAUUGGGGUUGCUGGUGAAGAUGAUGUGGGUGAUGAAGAUGACAAAGAUGAUGGUGAUGAUUGCAUUGAUGAUGAAGGUAAAGGUGUGGGUGAUGAAAAUAAAGGUGUUGAUGAUGAAGAUGAUGGUGAGGGUGAUGAAAAUGAUAGAGGCCAUGAUGGUGUUACUGGUGUCAUGGUGACAGUGUCAACGGUGUUGGAUGAGAAUAUUAGUGUUGGAUUUCACCAUAGUGCGGGUGAUGGCCUGAGUGAUGAAGAUGAGAUAUGUGGUGAUGAUGAUGAUGAUGAUGGUACUAUGAGUAGUGUCAUGGUCAUGGUGUCAGUGGUGUGGAUGAUAAAGAUGAAGGUGAUGAUGAAGAAGAUGACAGUGAUGAUGGUGCUGCUGGUUUUGUGGUGACAGUGAUAGAGGUGGAUGGCACUGCGUGAUGAUGAUGGAGGUGUGGGUGAUGAAGAUUAUGAGGUUAUGGGGGAUUAAGUUGAUGGUGGGGAUGGUUGUGGUGAUGAAGAUGAUUGUGUUGAUGAAGGCCACCCCUGCUACUUUUUGAGGGCAUUUCACAUCUCGAUGGGGACCAGCACUGACAGCACCUUGGAACUGGAGCCUCAAAGAUGUUGCAGUCCAGACCCUCAAAGACCACGUUGUGCUCUGGGACCUGCAGGAAGUGGGGCUGGAGGGGGUCACCAGGGAAUCACCAGGCAGGAACACUUAGGGGACACCUUGGGGACAUCCAGGGAGGACCCUAGAGGGCUGGGGAUACUCCACUGGUGUUGGGAUUAAGGAGCAGCAGUCGCCCGUGCCAAGCACUGUCACCACAGGAGGACUUUGCCAUGAGACAAGCGCAGAAUGGAGCACCCCAAGAUAAGGUCAAAGUGGGACAAUUGUCCUGGGGUCAUCUCCGACCCUGGCGGAGGUAAACGAAGCCAGGAGAGCAGAAUGGAUCCCUAGUGGUGGACAAGGAAAUCCAAUGCAGUACCAGUGCUGGAAUCCACUCAGACUGGGUCAAAGGGAAUUCCAGAGGGGCAGAUGGUGACCACCGACUCACGGCCACCCAACCCAGAAACUUCCAGCUGAAGAGAAGAGACAGCCUGAGCUGGGAGUAAUUAGCACCCAAGGCCAGGGAAUUGUUGAACCUGUGGCACUGGAGAGCUGUGUAGCCCAUGAGCACCAAUUCCUUAGUUUGCUAAGAGUUGGAUAAAUGGACAAACAGAGAAAAGUUCAAGAAAAGUUCAGAAUGAACUCAGGACCCCCCCACCACGGAGAAGCUCUGGGGGAGCAAGGAUCAACAGGAUGCUGCUGGAUCCAUGGCUGGUGCCGACCUUCUGACUGAUCUCCCUCCCUGCCUUCUCCCUUUCUCGCCCUCCCAUUUUAUUGUUCAGUAAAUUCCAUGCUCUUGACUUGGGCGCAUGGUCCCAUUUGCCCCUGAAUUUGGGCAGAGGCACCUCAAGAAUGGGAUCUGAACAGCUGGAGAUCCUUUCAUUGACCUUAACCCCCUCAUUCCCAACACCCAUGAGCCCAGGAGUGCUGAUCCUUGGGCAGGGAAGCACUGUCACUCCCAGACAGACCAGAGGAUCCAGGACUCCAGGCUUCUGUCCAUGAUCCACUCCUGCCCUGACCCCAACCUCUGCUCCCUGGGGAUGCACUGGGGAUGCCCCAGAGCCCUGGGCAGAACCUGUCCCCAAACCCUGGGGACCCCAGAGGUGGCUCUGGGUGCCCCUUGUCCCUCCCAGCUGUGGGGGGACAUUCCAGGGUGUCCCAACCUGCCCUGCCCAGGACACCAGGUUGGUGGGAAGGAAAAGGGACGCCUGGGAUCCCCCAGAGUCACUCUGUUCAUGGUGGGGGAGAAACUGGAGACUCCCAGGGCUGAGAGGGGGGGCACAGAACACACAAGGACACGGGAACACACACAUGGACAUGGGAACACACACAGGGACAUGGAACAUGCACAGGGACAUGGGAGCACACACAGGGACAUGGGAGCACACACAGGGACAUGGAACAUGCACAGGGACAUGGGAACACACACAUGGACAUGGGAACACACACAGGGACAUGGAACACACACAGGGACAUAGAACACACACAGAGACGUGGGAACACACACAUGGACAUGGGAACACACACAGGGACAUGGGAGCACACACAUCGAUAUGAGAAAACACACAUGAAUACACAGAGUUGCUUUGC